Anopheles gambiae (African malaria mosquito) is the source of this 1824-nucleotide messenger RNA. RefSeq names its product small integral membrane protein 13. The transcript is spliced from 2 exons. Bases 695 to 997 code for a protein of 100 amino acids. The record is from RefSeq and is a predicted model, not a curated record. NCBI's taxonomy places the organism in Eukaryota, Metazoa, Arthropoda, Insecta, Diptera, Culicidae.
UGCGGAAAAUAUUUGGUUCCAUUACGUUAUUCGCUUCUGUUUUUGCGAUUAAAUUUGUUUUAUUCAAUCAUAUACGAUGCUUAUAACAAAAGCCGCUCUUAUUGGAACUGUGUGUUGUGUGGAACAAUGUGUUUCGGCGUUUAGUUGAAGUGUCUGACCGAAACCUCGUUGCCCGGCGUGAUUCCGUGUGUAGCUUAUUGUGCGCUACCUGAACCAAUUCCCGUGCUCUACCAUCGAUGUGCGUUGAGGCCAGCUUAAUUGCAAUUCAUGAAUCACGCAGCGUAGUUUGUUUUCCGUGCAAGAGCUCAUAAAGAAAGGUUCCAUUUCCUUAUUCCAAUUCGCACGAGCGCGCCUUGUAUGAAUCUGUGCAUGCGUGCGGGUGUGUGCGUGUGUUGUGCUUUUUGACGUUUGUCGACGGUGCUGUCAUCUCGCAGAGGGACAAUCGGCAACAAAAACUUCGUGCUUCCACAUCAGACCAGGAGCUGCACCGUGGAGCGAACGCACUUUUAACAACGCAUUUUGUUUUCAAAAUAAUACUCACUGUCCUCGCUCUAAGCUUUACUGUAUUUGUUUGCCCCCCCGAGCAUGUGCCUGCGUAAAGUGUGAUAGAUUUAAUAUUUAGCUAAUCGUACUGCUACAUAUCGUUAAGCGAAAAGAGGCUGACUUUCUCCCCCUUUCUGGCAAUGCAAUCAUCAUGAAUGUGCAGGAUGGUAUAAAUGCUGCAUUUUCGGUGCUCGUUUCGGUGCUCAUAGUGAUAGUGCUAGUUUGUUUAGGUUGGUAUCUAGUGUGGAAGCUGUUUCUCUCCCGCUUCAAGCUGGUCCGCGAGCUGCUCGGCAUUGCCCAAUCGAACGAACAUUCGCCAGUGCACAGCGCCACGGGCAGGGAUUACUCAACGGCAACGGGCAGUAGCGGUGUGGUCGGCGGUGGUAGCAGCAUAAUCGGCGGCAGCAUAAACGCCGAUAAUCGCUCCCGUACCCGUAAGGUGCGAAGAGAUUAGCCGAGAGCAGCACGCAACACAACCACGACCGUUCCGUAACACAAACGCGCGCGCACACACACACAGAAACGGCUUCGAGAUGAAUAUCCGCUGCGCCAAGCCCGAAGAUCUGAUGAACAUGCAGCACUGCAAUCUGCUGUGCCUGCCGGAAAACUAUCAGAUGAAGUACUACUUCUACCACGGGCUGACGUGGCCCCAGGUCAGCUACGUGGCGGAGGACGACAAGGGCAACAUCGUGGGGUACGUGCUGGCCAAGAUGGAGGAGCCGGAACCGGGCGAGGAAAGCACACACGGCCACAUUACGUCGCUGGCGGUGAAGCGGUCCUACCGGCGGCUCGGCCUCGCCCAGAAGCUGAUGAACCAGGCGUCCAAAGCGAUGGUGGAGUGCUUCAACGCGCAGUACGUCUCGCUGCACGUGCGCAAAUCGAACCGGGCGGCGCUGAAUCUGUACACCAACUCGCUCGGCUUCAAGAUACUGGAGAUUGAGCCGAAGUACUACGCGGACGGCGAGGAUGCGUACUCGAUGCGGCGCGAUCUUUCCGAGCUGGUGAACAACAGCGACCGGCCGCCGGCGGAACGGAACGAACUGAACGAUGUCGGGGGCGACGAGCGGAUAGUAACGAACCGUCAGAAGGGACCGGUCGUGCUGCCGCAUCAUGGCGAUGGGCACGCGGGACACGAUGGCCACUGCUGCUAGCCGGAGCGGUCGUGGGAGCUGGGGCGCGAACGGGCCGUAAUCGAAUCGAGGAAGGUUAGCUUUCUAGGGAUGGAAACACGAAGAACAAUGAAAUUUGUGACGGAAAAAGAUACUUUUUUCCAUUCUUAAA